ACAAAAGACAUAAAAAACUCUCCCCCCAAUUCAAUAUUUUGCAAAUUUUAAAAAAAAUAUACAAUAAGAAAAUAAAAAUGCUACUCCCCUCAAAACUCCGUCGACAUGUCAUCAUCAAUAUCUUCAUCAUCAUAGUCUCCCUCCGCAACAACUCCAUUGUGGCUCCUAAAUAGAAAUGAUAAGCAAGGGGCUCUGGGAACCUCAUCUGAUUGGAACCAAAGUGCAGUGAAAACAUUUGCACCAUCCCAACACUAUACAUGUGUCAUCAUAUAAAAAAGUCAUGAUUCGGGUGCACCAAUGGUUGAUGGAAAUUUUGCUACCAUAGAUUAUAGCGACUCAUGAGUAAUAGUAGCCUUGUAAAAACAAUGAUUAUCCUAUGAUGUAUGUUGGUUGAUUAUGAUGUCAAUCAUGAGACGGUGGUCUCGUGAUCGUAGCAAUGACCAGACAUUAGUGGUUCGACGAUAAUUGUCAAGGGUCGUUGGCUUCAAACUUUUCUUCAAGAGCAUAGACUUAGCUCUAAGUUCUAUUCUUCUUAUAUAUAUAUUAUAUUCAAAUUUUGGAAGGGACGCUUGAAUAAAUUUAGCCAAAAUCCCAUAACACACAGAUAGUUCAUGUUCAUUGUCUUGAUCUAGUGAGUUUUCAUAGUUCCAGAGUUCGGAAGGGGCUUGAACUUGAUUCACAUAGAUUUAGCACGCCCCACAAAAUCAACUCGUGACAAAAUCGGAUUGAGCUCAAUCCGACUUGAACGAGCCAGCCCAAAUCGAGUUCUUUCGAACCAUUUUACGUCAAAAUCAACUCAAGCCGGAUCAAAAUUGAAAUUACCUUGCUCAAAUUGAGUUGAUGAUCUUCUAGCUAUAAGUUCAGGGCACCACUCUCCCACCCGGCGCGCCAAUUAGCAGUUUCACGUUGACCAAUUCCCACAACCACCGGCGUCAUCGGCGGCCGUCCCAGUGACCUGCAGAUCCCCAACCCCCACCGUUCCCACUCCUCACGGGAACUCAUCUGCGCAACAGGACAAACCAUGCGCGUAAUCGUUCUGCCGCACGGUCCCCCCAUGUGACCCUUAUCCUUUAUAAGCCCCACUUUCUCCAUUCCCCCUUCAACCUUUUCCCACCCACCGGAGAUUUCUCUCAGUCCUACAGCUUCGCCAUGGCCCAACCCAUCCUCUCCUCCCUCCUCCUCCUCCUCCUCCUCCUCCUCCCCAACUCUGCUUCGGCAAUCAGAUCAUCGUACAUCAUCCACAUGUCCAAGCCCCAAAAGCCUGCGCUUUUUGAAUAUCACUCCGACUGGUACGACGAAUCUCUACGCUCUGUUUCCGCCUCUGCUCAGAUUCUAUACACCUACCACACCGUCGCCCAUGGUUUCUCGGCCAGCCUCACGGCCGCCGAGGCCCGAACCCUAGCCCACCGCCCCGGCGUCCUCUCCGUGCUCCCCGACACACCUUACGAUCUUCACACCACUCGCACGCCGGAGUUCCUCGGCCUCGAUCGCAGCGAUGUCCGCGUUAUCCAAGAUUCCGACACUGCAACUGAUAUUAUCAUCGGCGUUCUCGAUACCGGCGUCUGGCCUGAACGGAACAGCUUCGAUGAUACCGGUUUCGGCCCUAUUCCGACGGGGUGGAAGGGUUACUGCGUUGAGGCGAAGGACUUCGAUCCUGCUAAGGCCUGCAACCGCAAACUCAUCGGCGCGAGGUUUUUCUCCAAGGGAUAUGAAUCCAGUGCAGGAGUGAUUGAUGAUAGCAGGGAGAGCAGAUCACCUCGCGAUGGGGAUGGCCACGGUACGCAUACAUCCACUACUGCAGCAGGCUCGGAAGUACUGGAAGCCAGUCUUCUUGGGUACGCAGAGGGAAAAGCUCGCGGCAUGUCGACGCGCGCGCGUCUAGCGAUUUAUAAGGUUUGUUGGGCUGGAGGAUGUUUCAGCUCCGAUAUCCUCGCCGCCAUGGAUGCGGCUGUUGAGGACGGGUGUAAUGUGCUUUCUCUCUCGCUCGGAGGCGGCGCGGCGGAGUAUUUCCGUGAUAGCAUCGCUAUCGGGGCCUUUAAUGCGAUGGAGAGAGGGGUGCUGGUUUCCUGCUCGGCGGGUAAUUCCGGACCUGGGGCCGCCACGGCGUCAAAUCUCGCGCCGUGGAUUACAACCGUUGGCGCAGGGACGAUCGAUAGGGAUUUUCCGGCAUAUGUUGUGCUAGGCGAUGGGAAGAAUUUCACCGGUGUGUCGCUAUACAGCGGGAAGCCGAUUCAGUCUUCUCCAAUCAGCUUCAUCUUCGCCGGCAACGCGACGAAUUCCUCCAAUGGAAAUUUAUGCUUGCCUGGAACCCUAGUGCCGGAGAAAGUCGCCGGAAAAGUGGUGCUGUGUGAGAGAGGUGUGAAUGCUAGGGUUCAGAAGGGAAUGGUGGUAAAAAACGCCGGCGGAGCUGGCAUGGUGCUGGUGAACACUGCCGCGAACGGCGAGGAGCUCGUCGCUGAUGCACACCUCCUCCCGGCGACGCUGGUUGGUGAAAACGCAGGUAACGUAAUCAAGACAUACGCAAUCUCCGAUCCGAAUCCAACCGCAACCAUUAUCUUUGGCGGGACGAAGGUCGGCAUCCAGCCAUCGCCGGUGGUGGCGGCGUUCUCUUCUCGAGGUCCGAACGCUGUUACGCCGGAGAUCUUGAAGCCGGAUCUCAUCGCACCCGGCGUCAACAUCCUCUCUGCAUGGACGGGCGCCGUCGGACCUACAGGAUUACCGUCCGAUUCCCGGCGAGUGGAGUUCAACAUCAUCUCCGGUACCUCGAUGUCGUGCCCGCACAUCAGUGGCCUCGCCGCACUUCUCAAGGGGGCGCAUCCGGAUUGGAGUCCGGCCGCCAUUAAAUCGGCGCUGAUGACCACAGCCUACGCAGAAUACCCCGACGGCAACCCCAUCCUCGAUGUCGCCACCGGAAAACCAGCGACACCGUUCGAUUUCGGCGCCGGCCAUGUGGAUCCUCCAAGAGCCAUAGAUCCCGGGCUCGUCUACGAUCUCACCGCCGAGGAUUAUCUCGACUUCCUCUGCGCGCUGAACUACACUUCGAUGCAGAUCGCGGCCCUCGCGAAGGGCCGGAACUUCUCCUGCGAUUCCAACAAGACCUACGCGGCGUCGAACCUCAACUACCCUUCGUUCUCCGUGGUGUUUCCGGCUGCGAUCUCCGGGGAAACGACGACGACAUUGAUACACGAUCGGGUGGUGACGAAUGUGGGAUCGCCGGGUAUUUAUAAGGCGGUGGUAACGGCGAAGGUGGACGGCGGGGGGGUUAAGAUAACGGUGGAGCCUUCGGAGCUGAGUUUCGGGGAGGCGGGGGAGAAGAAGGGAUACAGGGUGAAGUUCACGGCGGCUUUGCGGCCGUCGGGUUCUGUGGGGUCGGGCCGCUUAGUGUGGUCCGACGGGAAGCACACCGUCUCUAGUCCGAUCGCUUUCACUUGGAUUUGAAUAAGGGAAACAUCCUUUGUUUUUAGGCAGUGUCUUCCUACUCUGAGGUUUGAAUGUGCAAUCAAUUUGUGGCUAAUUUUAUAUUAAUGUAGCUUUUAUUGCAAAUACGAAGUUUUCUAAACGAUGAGGCGGUGUUUGGUAACCUAUUU
Phalaenopsis equestris is the source of this 3587-nucleotide messenger RNA. Its product is annotated as subtilisin-like protease SBT1.7. The record is from RefSeq and is a predicted model, not a curated record. Gene Ontology annotation, molecular function: serine-type endopeptidase activity. Gene Ontology annotation, biological process: proteolysis. The coding region runs from base 1150 to 3438 and encodes 762 amino acids. NCBI's taxonomy places the organism in Eukaryota, Viridiplantae, Streptophyta, Magnoliopsida, Asparagales, Orchidaceae. The transcript has a single exon.